CUAGGAACAUCCUGAUCUGACUAAGGACCUCAACAGCCAUGAAGAAGCUUUUCAACUUCUGGAAGAGGAAGGAUGAGUUUUCUAGCCGCUCCUCAUGCCUGCCCACAGGCCAGGACUACACUCCCCGAACUAGGUACUUAAAGAAACUCCACAAAGCCGCUUCGGAUGGGGAUUUGGACAAAUUGAAGGAGUACCUUCAGCUCAAGAAACAUGACGUGAACAUGCGGGACAAAGAGCACAGAACACCUUUGCAUCUGGCCUGUACUAGUGGAUAUACACAUAACAGCUCUCUCUUAACUAAGAAAAAAUGCGAAAUAAAUGUUCAAGAUGAUGAAAACAAAUCUAUACUGAUUAAGGCGGUUCAAUUUCAAAAGGAGAAUUGUGCUACUAUUCUUCUAAGCCAUGGUGCAGACCCAAAUCUGGUGGAUUUUCAUUAUAAUACUGCUCUUCAUUAUGCUGUGUGUGGUCAAAAUAUCUCAUUAGUCAGAAAACUACUUGAACACAAAGCGAAUCUGGAAGCUAAAAAUAAGGAUGGAUAUACCCCACUUCUACUUGCCAUUGUUGAAAAUAAUGAAAAUAUGGUAAAAUUUCUUCUGAAGAAAGGAGCAGAUGUGAAUGCUUCAGAUAAGAAUCAAAGAACAGCCCUUAUGAUUGCUCUCAGUGAGGAACCAACAAGUUUAGUAAGUCUUCUUCUUCAGCAAGAUGUUGACCUCUCUUGCCAAGAUAUUAUGGAUUCACAGCUGAGGAAUAUGCUUCCUUUAAUGGUUUUACUACAUAUCAUCAAUUAA
This is a messenger RNA of Marmota monax (woodchuck), 788 nucleotides long. It is a transcript of the gene Ankrd7, whose product is annotated as ankyrin repeat domain 7. Lineage: Eukaryota; Metazoa; Chordata; Mammalia; Rodentia; Sciuridae. The record is from RefSeq and is a predicted model, not a curated record. Gene Ontology annotation, molecular function: protein binding.